AUGAAGAUCGUUACCCUCUGGAUAUGGGUUUUUUUAGCAGCUCUAGGGCGUGCUUCGGACAGUGGACCAGAUCAUGUGUUGGAAAAUGAUAUCAACAAUGACUCACAUCAUACAAAUAAUUGGGCGGUUUUGGUUUCCACUUCUCGGUUUUGGUUCAAUUACAGACACAUGGCUAACGUCCUUAGUUUGUACAGAACGGUGAAAAGAAUGGGUAUUCCCGACUCUCAAAUCAUAUUAAUGCUUUCUGAUGAUAUUGCAUGUAAUCCACGAAAUGCCUUCCCAGGAACCGUAUUCAAUAACAUGGAUCAAGCUAUUGAUUUGUAUGGUGAACUGGUUGAAGUUGACUAUCGAGGUUACGAAGUUACAGUGGAAAACUUCGUCAGAUUACUCACAGAUAGGUGGGAUAGUAAUCAUCCAAGAUCUAAGCGAUUAAUGACAGACGAAAACUCUAAUAUUUUCAUCUACUUAACAGGACAUGGUGGUAACGAAUUCUUAAAAUUCCAGGAUGCUGAAGAAAUAGGAGCGUAUGACAUUGCCGAUGCGUUUGAACAGAUGUACGAGAAGAAGAGGUACAACGAAAUCUUUUUCAUGAUAGACACUUGUCAAGCAAACUCGAUGUACGAACGGUUUUACUCUCCUAAUAUAUUGGCGGUUGGAUCCUCCAAGGUGGAUGAAUCUUCGUACUCUCAUCACUCAGACUUGGAUCUCGGGGUUGCUGUCAUCGACAGAUUCACAUACUAUACGCUUGAGUUUCUCGAGAAAAUCGACAAGAACUCCAAUGUUACGAUGGAUAAGCUUUUUGAUGAGUAUACUUUCGAGAACGUGCAUUCCACACCCGGAAUCAGAACCGAUCUUUUCCGCCGUAAUGUCAGCGAAGUAAGACUUACUGAUUUUUUUGGCAACGUCCAAGAUAUGGAAGUAGAUACAGCUCAAGACGAGAAAAUCAUGCACAUCAUGAACGAGGUACACAAGCAAGAAGCCCAGGAACUGCCCCGCGAGAGCCAGGCAGAGGUUACAUUUAAAAGCACUUAUGGUAAACUCGACGAACGAACUGCAUUAGUUAAGGUCAGUGGAACUCAGAAGAGACUUAUUGCUGGCUUUACUGCGUGUGUGUUGGUGGGUUUAUGGGUUAUAGCGAAAUAA
Meyerozyma guilliermondii ATCC 6260 is the source of this 1143-nucleotide messenger RNA. It is a transcript of the gene GPI8, whose product is annotated as GPI-anchor transamidase. NCBI's taxonomy places the organism in Eukaryota, Fungi, Ascomycota, Pichiomycetes, Serinales, Debaryomycetaceae. Gene Ontology annotation, molecular function: GPI-anchor transamidase activity. The transcript has a single exon. Bases 1 to 1143 code for a protein of 380 amino acids. The record is from RefSeq and is a predicted model, not a curated record. Gene Ontology annotation, biological process: attachment of GPI anchor to protein; protein localization to cell surface; proteolysis. Gene Ontology annotation, cellular component: GPI-anchor transamidase complex.